ACCUUGAUGACAAGCUAUCUUCUGUACCCGGGGCUGCGUUCAACUUAUACGAAAAUCAGCAUAAAGAUCAAUGUCUUCCACGCACACGACCCGAUACCAUCGAUCAAAUCACUGAAUGGGCCUCGUCCCUAAAUGCUAGAUGCAUCUUCUGGUUGGACGGAAUAGCGGGAACAGGAAAAUUCAACCACUUUAAGUUACUUAGAGCAAGCUUUUCUUUGAAAGAGGCGAAGCGGAUCGCGAGCCUUAAGCGAACCCCUAUCGCUAUCAUGGCUAUAGUGAUAGUGAUUGAUGCAUUAGACGAAUGCGAAGGAGAUAGUGACAUUU
Messenger RNA from Penicillium cinerascens, 324 nucleotides. RefSeq lists its product as uncharacterized. The record is from RefSeq and is a predicted model, not a curated record. The transcript has 2 exons. NCBI's taxonomy places the organism in Eukaryota, Fungi, Ascomycota, Eurotiomycetes, Eurotiales, Aspergillaceae. Bases 7 to 132 code for a protein of 41 amino acids.